AUGUUGAAGCAGGUUCUUACCUUAGCCCUUGUCAGCGUGGCAUCAGCGCAAGUGUUUCAUAAAGCGGAGUUAUCUAAUGAGAAGACGCCAUACGACUACGUCAAAAACCGAUUGCAAGAACUCAGCACAGACUCUAAAACUGGAUUGCCUUUAUCUGGGUCGUACGAAGUGGAAGAAAGUGAAGACUAUCCCGACAAGUUUGAAGGGGCGGCAUCUAGUAUAUUGCACACAGCAGUAGGAGGUGUUGGAGGUGCCGGUGGGAUUGGACUGGGACAAGGUGUUGGAGGUAUUGGUCUAGGCGGCAUAGGGCUAGGCCAAGGAAUCGGUCUUGGGUUAGGUGGAGUUGGCGGACUUGGACAAUUUGGCAUUGGUGGCGUCGGCGGUGGGAUUGGUGGCGGCGUCGGCGGUGGGAUUGGUGGAGUCGGUGGUGGGAUUGGUGGAGUCGGCGGUGGGAUUGGUGGAGUCAGUGGAGGUGUCGGUGUUGGAGGAUUAGGUGUCGGUGGCGUAGGUCUUGGAGGUGGCCUGCUGUACCAUCCAAUCUUGGGCGCGCAGGUUGGUGGUGGAUUUGUUGACAAAAAAGCCUACGAUGCUGCACAGAAAAAAGGUGCUGAUGAAAAUGUAGAAAAAUUUGAAAAAAAAGCAGAAGAGGAAUCUAAACACGGACAAGAAGGAUUCCAAGCUGGCUCAGCAGCUGCAAAGGCUGCAAAGGGGGAAUCUAGCUUCUAUAAAGACGAGGAAGCCAAAAAGAAAGCUGCUGGUGAUGAGAAGUUUUACGAAGGUGGACAGAAAUUUGAUAAACAAGGUGCCAACGAGGAACAAUUGAAAAAAGCAAAAAGCCAUAAAAAGGGACAUGUAAGCAAAGGUUUUAAAUCUUCAAGCAGUAAGAACGAGGAAGAAAAGACUGAGACCUUCUAUGACGAGGCACAUGAUGAAGCAGAUCAUAAGAUUGCAGGACAGAACGCUGGAUCCUUCGGUGAGAAAGCAAACCAAGGAUUUAAGGGCGCACAUGAAGAGAAAAUUCUGGAUGCCAACGCGCACGGAAAGGAGGGACAUCAUGUAUCUGAACAGAAAAUCGAUGAUACCAAAGCCAAUAAGGGUGAAUUCCUGCAAAAAGGCUACAAAGGUGGUGCAGAAGUCUUGGAGAAAUUCAACAAUCUUGGAGCCCACUCUAUCCACGGUCACCAGGAGGCAACAGGAGGCUUCCAGCAGAACAAGGGAAUCCUGCCCAUUCACCGUCGUUAA
Hyposmocoma kahamanoa is the source of this 1242-nucleotide messenger RNA. Its product is annotated as transcription initiation factor TFIID subunit 15b-like. The record is from RefSeq and is a predicted model, not a curated record. Bases 1 to 1242 code for a protein of 413 amino acids. The transcript is spliced from 3 exons. Lineage: Eukaryota; Metazoa; Arthropoda; Insecta; Lepidoptera; Cosmopterigidae.